CGUUCCCAGGGUUAGAUCGGAGGGGGUCCAACUCUUGCAGAAACACCCAUUUACCUUGAACGCGAUCGGGAAUGGUGUAAGCGUAGUGAACGGUGUGAAAACUACUGUGUGAACCCUUGUUGGAAGAAGAAGAAAUGCGAAUCGUGGUGUAAAUAGGGAGCGAUGUGUGGUUGGUGUUAUGCUUGCGAAGUCAAAUGCGCGCUUUUCAAGGAAUGCAUCGCGUCAGCGUUUCCUGGUGUCAUUCUUGUGGGCAAUUCAUAAGUGGUUGUUGAAUUUUUGGUUCAUGUGCUGUCUUGCCGUUCAGACAGUGCUGUCAUUUCGCCAUUCUCAGCUGUGCGAUAUGGCGACCGCCAGUGAGACUGAUCUGAACCUGCUUGUGCGCCAGAAGCAGCAUCACAAGAGAGCCUUCGACUGCAUUUCAAAAGCUCUCAAACAGGACGAAGAAAAUGAAGGUUGCAAGGAGACUGCCAUCGAACUGUACCGCAGGGGCAUAGAAGAACUCAACAAGGGAAUUGCCAUUGACUGUUCGCGGGGUCAAGGACCCCUAUGGGAAAGGGCGCAACGGCUCAAGGAAAAAAUGCACACCAACUUGGAGAUGGCCAAGGAUCGUCUUCAAUUUCUAGAGAGCAUGGUGAAGAUACAGCAUUUGGGAGACCACUUGCCGCUGCAUGACGGUCGACGAGUUCCGACGAGCAAAGUUCCAUCCGCAGCACCAAAGCCAGUCAGUCGAUCGCAGACUCUUCCUCGUACCCUUCAAGCCAAGAAGGGUACCUCUCCUUCACGGAAACCUGAACCCACACCGCCGUCUUCACGAAGAAGAACUCUGCAAAGUGCUCCCAGGGUGGCGCCUAAAGGCUCGCCUCAAAGGGGAGGAGCUGCACAUGCCGUGCGCACCGCACGUGUAGCGGGACUCAAGGGCGUGGAAUCGAGGCUGGCGCACAUGAUCCUCGAUGAAGUAGUCGACAGCGGCCCCGCCGUGCUGUUCUCGGACAUAGCCGGCCAAGAGGUGGCAAAGCAGGCUCUGCGGGAGAUGGUCAUCUUGCCUGCCGACAGACCGGAGCUGUUUACGGGUCUGCGCACUCCACCCAAGGGCCUGCUGCUGUUUGGUCCCCCGGGCAACGGCAAGACAAUGCUGGCCAAGGCAGUGGCCCACGAGUCGAACUCAACGUUCCUCAACAUUAGUGCCGCCUCCCUUACCUCCAAAUAUGUGGGAGAAGGAGAGAAACUGGUGAGAGCCCUGUUUGCAGUGGCCAGGGAGCUGCAGCCCAGCAUCAUCUUCAUCGAUGAGGUGGAUUCGCUGCUCAGCGAACGGAAGGAAAACGAACACGAGGCUACACGUCGGCUGAAGACGGAGUUCCUCGUAGAGUUCGAUGGGCUGCACUCUGGAAGCGAAGAACGGAUUCUAGUCAUGGGAGCCACCAAUCGACCGCGGGAGUUGGACGAUGCAGCACUUAGGAGGUUCACGAAACGGGUGUACGUCACCCUUCCGGACCAAAAUACUCGCGUCACUCUACUGGACAAGCUACUCCGGAAGCAUAAUAGUCCAUUGUCUGCGGACAAGCUGAAGUAUUUGGCCAAACUCACUGAUGGUUAUUCUGGGAGUGACUUGACUGCUUUGGCUAAGGAUGCUGCCCUAGGUCCAAUAAGAGAACUGAAACCAGACGAAGUCCGUUCUGUGGAUCCCAAGAAGAUGCGGAACAUCAGCCUGCAGGACUUCGUGGACUCGCUCAAGAAAGUGCGUCGCAGCGUGACGUCGCACAGCCUCGAGGCAUUCGAAAAAUGGAACCGUGAUUUCGGUGACGUCACCGUGUGAUUUGGACAUACUGCAGGCUGUUUCUUUUUCCCCUUGUCUGUGCCAAUACAGGCCACUCUGACAUACAAGAUGCAAAUAGUGUUAAUAGAGGUGCUUUUAGCAAAUUUUUACGUCCACUUUUAAGUCUAUUUUUAAGUUUCACGAUGAAAUAAAGAUUUUGUACGACACAAAGAA
Molecule: messenger RNA, 1987 nt
Organism: Ornithodoros turicata
Lineage: Eukaryota; Metazoa; Arthropoda; Arachnida; Ixodida; Argasidae
Gene: spas
Product: spastin-like
Exons: 14
Coding region: 179-1813 (544 amino acids)
Cellular component (GO): microtubule cytoskeleton
Molecular function (GO): ATP hydrolysis activity; ATP binding; microtubule severing ATPase activity
Source: RefSeq, a predicted model, not a curated record